GAAUCUGUUUGCGUUGUCACAAGUGAUGGCCGAAUCAUUGUGGGUAUAUUGACGGGCUAUGACCAGGUCCAAAAUUUGAUACUGAACGAUGCGCACGAGAGGGUGUACAGUGUAGAUGCCGAUGUGGAGGAGGUACCGCUCGGAUUAUACGUUGUACGAGGAGACAAUGUUUGUUUAGUCGCUGAGGUUGACGAGACGAAGCAAUUAGACUCCCAACGAGUGCCUUUCCCCUUGCCAAGUAUUCAACAACAGCAAUUUUGA
Molecule: messenger RNA, 261 nt
Organism: Phaeodactylum tricornutum CCAP 1055/1
Lineage: Eukaryota; Bacillariophyta; Bacillariophyceae; Surirellales; Neidiaceae
Exons: 1
Biological process (GO): mRNA splicing, via spliceosome
Cellular component (GO): U4/U6 x U5 tri-snRNP complex; precatalytic spliceosome; U6 snRNP
Molecular function (GO): RNA binding
Source: RefSeq, a predicted model, not a curated record